Cyprinodon tularosa is the source of this 1631-nucleotide messenger RNA. It is a transcript of the gene lrrc71, whose product is annotated as leucine rich repeat containing 71. The record is from RefSeq and is a predicted model, not a curated record. The transcript has 17 exons. Lineage: Eukaryota; Metazoa; Chordata; Actinopteri; Cyprinodontiformes; Cyprinodontidae. Gene Ontology annotation, molecular function: protein binding. Bases 1 to 1434 code for a protein of 477 amino acids.
AUGUCUACAAAAAAACGACUGAGAGAUAAAUUCAACCAAGAAGCUGAAGGGUCAAAGAACGCAGGUUCCAAUGAGUUGUCAGCAUUUCUGACUUUUGAUACCUAUCAGUGCAAUGGAAACGUGGAGAUCGACUUUCCUGCGCUUUGUGCUCUCCUGAACAUAAAGGAAAUCUUAGCUGUCAGGACCAAACAUCCACACUCCACCACUGAUAAAAAUGAAGGCGGUGUUCAGGACGACCUUCCAGAGAUGAAGACCUUAAAUACCUGGUCUAAGCCGUGUUUAAACAUUGAGCUGGAAAACGAAGACCCCCUUAGUGCCAAGAGGAUGUGGAUUUCUGGAUGUAAGGUAAGUGAGCAGCCCUACAGAGCCAUGCAGAAGAUGCUCCCCUCCAUGAACCACCUUCAAAGCCUUCAGUUUUGGCAGGCUGGACUCACCGAUCCAAUGGUGAUUUCCCUCACUAACACGACAUCUCUGUGCUCCAACCUGAGAGAGGUGUCACUGGAAGGCAAUCCUCUCCCAAACCUGAGCUUCCACCAUCUGCUCUCUGAAGACAGCAAAUUCACCCAGGUGUCCUUGCGGAAUAAUCGGAUCGGAGAUGAAGGCGCCCGUCUGAUAGGUUCGGCUCUCUCCACCAUUAAAUCGGCUAAUAAAAAUCUUCUUUGGCUCAACCUGGCAUUCAACAAUAUUGGGGAUGAGGGUGCUGCACAUAUUGCAAAGGGCCUGAGGCUGAAUCGUACUUUACUCUUUAUAUCUCUGUGCAAAAAUCAGAUUGGAGACCUUGGAGCUGCCCAUCUGGCUGAGAUAAUCGGGGAGUUUUCUCUCACACAUGAGGAAGUGGAAAGAAGAAAACUCCUGUUUCAGAGAAUACAGGCUUCUGCUCCUAGGGCUGAUCUUGAGCAACUGUCUUCAAGCCAGCUUUCCCCAGAACACCCUGCCUCACACAAAAAGUCGAGGAAGAGCACGUCUCAAAAAGAGAAAUCUGCCAUGAAAGAUGGAAAAACUGCAGCAGUCAAGGAAAAGCCUCACAAGAAAGCCUCUGAUAAAAAGGAAGCUCGCAGCCGGAGUGUAACUAACGGAGGCAGAGAGAAACUGUUACCUGCUCUUAAGGAUAAAUCUGUUUCCAACCUGAGUGAGGCAGAAACCAUGGAGACAGGAACCCCCCUGCUGGACCCUUCAGUGUAUCACAAGGAUGGAAAGCUCUUCCUGCCUGGAAACACGACGCUCGAAUCCCUCAAUCUUUCAGGAAACAAAAUUACAGAGAAGUCUCUACCCCUGUUCCUGGCAUCUCUGGAAAAGCAGCAGGAAGUUGGAGGGAACCUGUGGCGUCUUUGUCUACAGGGAAACCUCUUCCCUACAGACUCACAGUGUUACACCCAGAUAAAAGAAAUGGUGGCCCUCAAAGAUCCUCUGGCCAAAAGUGGAUCAACUGUUUGAAGAGGAGGGAAAAUCUGAUAUAGAAAAAAAAAAAAGAAAAUUGACUUUGUUGUCUUAUAAAAUAAGAGGCAAUAGGAAUUGUUUGUUUUUUUUUUUUUUAACCACAGUUAAACUUACUAAAAGUAGAGAAACCUUUGAUAUUCUGCCAAAUAUUUAAUUUCAUUGAACCUGUUUAGUUUGAUGCUUAACUCUCAAUA